AACGAAUUAAAAAUUAUAUAUAUUAAAAAUACAAAUCAAUAAUGAAAUUCAAAUACUUAUUGCUAAUUUUCGCCUUUACUAUUGUUUUAGCGGAUGCAGCACCGGGGAUAUUGAAACGUCAUUGGUCCCCUAUUUGGAAACGUGACGCGGACGCAGAAGCCAUACCCGCAAUAAUAGAGAAACAUGGGCCGAACGGAGAAGUCCUAUGGGCUGACGACCCAUCUGUAUUAUGGUAACGCGGACGCAGAAGCAUUGGCGGCAUCGUCAUUGAAACGUGAUGCGUUAUAAACGGAUUAUUAAUCGUGAUGCAGACGCAGUACAAUUAUUGAUCUUUGCUAGAUAUGUAACGAUUC
This is a messenger RNA of Rhizophagus irregularis DAOM 181602=DAOM 197198, 353 nucleotides long. RefSeq lists its product as uncharacterized. Lineage: Eukaryota; Fungi; Glomeromycota; Glomeromycetes; Glomerales; Glomeraceae. The record is from RefSeq and is a predicted model, not a curated record.